ACCGGUGCUGGGGACACGGGAGUGGCCGACGCAUCCUCUCGCCGUUCCCUGUGUUUUGGCCUUGCGCGUGACGGUGGGAACUGAAAAUGUCCUUGCUGUGCUACAACCGCGGCUGCGGGCAGCGCUUUGAUUCCGAGACCAAUUCCGACGAGGCUUGCACAUACCACCCAGGUGUUCCAGUCUUUCAUGAUGCCUUAAAGGGUUGGUCGUGCUGUAAGAGAAGAACAACUGAUUUUUCUGAUUUCUUAAGUAUUGUUGGCUGUACAAAAGGUAGACAUAAUAGUGAGAAGCCACCUGAGCCAGUCAAACCUGAAGUCAAGACUACUGAGAAGAAGGAACUAUCUGAAUUGAAACCGAAAUUUCGGGAACACAUCAUUCAAGCCCCUAAGCCAGUAGAAGCUAUAAAAAGGCCAAGCCCAGAUGAACCAAUGACAAAUUUGGAAUUAAAAAUAUCUGCCUCCCUAAAACAAGCACUUGAUAAACUGUCAUCAGGGAAUGAAGAAUAUAAGAAAGAAGAAGACAAUGAUGAAAUUAAGAUUGGGACCUCAUGUAAGAAUGGAGGGUGUUCAAAGACGUAUCGGGGUCUAGAGAGUCUAGAAGAAGUCUGUGUGUAUCAUUCUGGAGUACCUAUUUUCCAUGAGGGGAUAAAAUACUGGAGCUGUUGUAGAAGAAAAACUUCUGAUUUUAAUACAUUCUUAGCCCAAGAGGGCUGUACAACAGGGAAACACAUGUGGACUAAAAAGGAUGCCGGGAAAAAAGUUGUUCCGUGUAGACAUGACUGGCAUCAGACUGGAGGUGAAGUUACCAUUUCAGUGUAUGCUAAAAAUUCACUUCCAGAACUUAGUCGAGUAGAAGCAAAUAGCACAUUGUUAAAUGUGCACAUUGUAUUUGAAGGAGAGAAGGAAUUUGAUCAAAAUGUGAAAUUAUGGGGUGUGAUUGAUGUAAAGCGAAGUUAUGUGACUAUGACUGCAACAAAGAUUGAGAUCACUGUGAGACAAGCUGAACCAAUGCAGUGGGCAAGCCUCGAACUGCCUGCAGCGAAAAACAAAAAGGAGACACAACAGAUUGAGUGGGAGAUGGGAGGAAGGCUAUUACAUGUUUCAGAAUUCUUAAUACUGUGUGAAGUGGUGGCUUGCUGCUGUAAUCUUUUGUUGUUCUGUUACUGA
This is a messenger RNA of Saimiri boliviensis boliviensis (Bolivian squirrel monkey), 1166 nucleotides long. NCBI's taxonomy places the organism in Eukaryota, Metazoa, Chordata, Mammalia, Primates, Cebidae. The record is from RefSeq and is a predicted model, not a curated record.